Molecule: messenger RNA, 993 nt
Organism: Menidia menidia (Atlantic silverside)
Lineage: Eukaryota; Metazoa; Chordata; Actinopteri; Atheriniformes; Atherinopsidae
Source: the annotation of a GenBank genome assembly
AUGGACAAUCAAAGAUUAGUGGAAGGUGCAAAAAACACAUCUGCUAAGGACUUAGAGGUGGAAAACAUGUAUUCUGAGACAGAGGCUGUCUAUCCCCCGUAUGGGAGCACACACCGCCCCAUGGUGCAGGACGACCAGGUGGACAUGGAAACCCUGGGCCAAUUUUUCGAUCGGUGCAUCCAGGAAGUGUCUCAUCUGGAGAAACAGAGGGAGGAGCUGAUCGAGGAGCUGAUUGGCCUGCAGGAACCCAUGCUGCAGGUGGUGGAGCACCUCAGAGGGAAGCUGGAGGGCGCGCGGCGGCUGCUCACUCUCACUCAGCUGGAUUACGUUUCUGUUUAUGAGGAAGUUCAGCAGGUGAAAAGGAAACUGUUUGCUACAGCCAGAGACUCCAUCCAGAGCCAAGUGGAGCUGGCUGCACAAAAGUAUGAGGUGGAUCAGUCUGUUGUCUCUCAGGAGGAGCUCCAGGCCCACAUCCUGAGUCUGACUCAGGAGUUGCCCCUGCUGAAGCGAGCCCACCAGAGCCAGCUGGACGCUCUGAGGGCCCAGGCCUCCGGCGCCUGCAGACGCAGGGCCAUGAGCGACGUCAGCCAGUGCCGGCAGGCGUCGGCGCGGCUGCAGCGGCGGCUCAGCGGCAGCGUGAGGGCGCUGGAGGGCUGGUACGAGCCCCGCCUCAUGGCCCUGCUGCGCAGGAGGCAGGCCGGGGAGGAGGCCCUGAGGAACUGCCGGGAGCAGGCCGCAGACCUGAGGGCCAGCCUGGGCCCUCUGAGGGAGGACAUCCAGAGACUGGAGGUCCAGAGAUCCUGCCUGGAGAGAAGAAUCGCCCUCAUGGAGGCGGAAAGGGACGCGAGUAGGGCCGAUUACAAGGAGACUGUGGAAGAACUGGAGGAAAGUUUGAGAAAAGUACAGCUUGAAUUUGAGCUUCAGAGAAAAUCUAAGAAGGAUUUGGAGGACCUUAAUGAAAGCCUUUUAACAGAGCUCACGUUUCUGAGGUAA